AUGGGAGACAUGGCGAGUCAUGAGGAGUACCUGAAGCUUUCAGGCUCCUUCUUGAUUGAUUCCAUGCAGCAAGGGUCAACUGACAUGCUGCCAGCGGGAUUCGCUGAGAUCGUCAGUCAGAAGGACACUGUCCAGGUGUACUCUGGACAACUAGACGCUGCGGGUAUCGAGUCGUUGGGAAACCUUCGUCACGAUGCUCCGCAGAUCAAGCCAGCUGCAUGCGAAGGGGACUUAUAUCGGUAUGUUGCCCAGUCACAUGCGGCGUUCGAGCAAGUUGUCUUCGAGAGAGCUUGCCAGAACAGUGCGACGCGCAGACAUUCGAAAGCAGGCGAGACUUGCAAAGACAACGGAGGCGGUGCUACUCCGCACGGCAACGCCCCCCAAGCGGAAGAGGUGUCUGAAACUAUGGUGGCUGCCCUAAAAAAUGGCCUCAUGGACUUCGAACACCUACAAGAAACAGCCGAUCGAACCCUGGCAUUUCAAAAAGCAGUAAAUGGGGAUGCUGGUGGGGCGCUGGAGAGGUUUGGGCGUUGCGUCGAGGUAUUCGAGCGGUACCCUGGCUUGUGCCGGUACAGGGUACUAUGGAUAUUCGACGGUGUUACCACGAGUCAAGCAGUGCGUGUUUUCUCCACCCCGCCCCUCUGCGCUAGCAACUGGGCCGGUUCACAAGGGACUCAAUGCACGGAAGAGAAUCUGCAGGCUGUUGAUUGCGAACACCGCAGCAGCAUCGUGUCGGCCAGUGUCACUCCCGACGAUGGUAUCGGUUCGAUCAUGGUUGCCUCUUGCAGCAACGCCGAGAAACCAAUGGCAUGUACCUGCUCGUGGGAAUCGCAACAAGGUUUUGCGCCACAAAUGAGCCCACCUGUCGAACCGAGGUUGUCUCCUUCGGCUCUCCACUUCGAAUCGGUCAAGGGAGACACAAGUGAUGACACUGACGUGUUCAGCGGUGUGGUCGAGGGAUGUGGUGGUGGUGGUGGUGUCAUUGCUGGCUCGGGGCCCCAAGUGCCCGAUAUGCCCGUGACAUCGCCUGGGUUGAGCGAGGUCGACGGGACCGCGCAAGGAGAUGAUGCUCUUACCGCGGCAGACUGGCUGGAUAUUGCUCAAGCCAUGAUGCAUGCAGGUGACGACAAGAGUCCAUCGCUUCGGUGUUGA
Molecule: messenger RNA, 1152 nt
Organism: Ectocarpus sp. CCAP 1310/34
Lineage: Eukaryota; Phaeophyceae; Ectocarpales; Ectocarpaceae
Source: the annotation of a GenBank genome assembly